AUGAAGUUCAGCGUCGCCAUCCUCUUCGCCGCCGUGGCCUCGGCCGGCACCAUCAAUCGCCGCGGCGUCGCGACCGACACCGUAAACGACAUAUACAACAAUGUUUACUUGUUGAGGAAGGGAAUCGACAAGGGCGCUCCCACGCAGGCCUCGGUCGACAAGUUCUUCAAGGACUUCUUCGCCCGCAUGGCCGUCGACUCGAAAACGCUACAGGGGUUGCCGUCUGCCGAAAGGGACGAGGCAAGUCUUGUCCAGCUUGCCCACGACUACCCGGCCAUCGGCACCACGAUUCAGCUCGCCGUCGAGGGUAACAAGGCCUUGCAAUGCUACAUGGUGCAGGAUUUGCUCGUCCACACCAGAGCCGUGUUCUCCAAUCUCGCCGCAUUCAUCCAUGACAGCGUGGCCAAGGUUCACCACGAAGCCAUCACGUCGCAGGCUGCCGACCUCGACGAGAUCCUGAGCGAUGCUCUGAACGGCUGUGCCAGCUCCAGCCGCUCGACCAUCAGGCCCAUCCAGGCGUAG
This is a messenger RNA of Drechmeria coniospora, 522 nucleotides long. RefSeq lists its product as uncharacterized. The coding region runs from base 1 to 522 and encodes 173 amino acids. The transcript has a single exon. The record is from RefSeq and is a predicted model, not a curated record. Lineage: Eukaryota; Fungi; Ascomycota; Sordariomycetes; Hypocreales; Ophiocordycipitaceae.